This is a messenger RNA of Plasmodium cynomolgi strain B, 1572 nucleotides long. RefSeq lists its product as hypothetical. The annotation marks the transcript as partial. The transcript has a single exon. Lineage: Eukaryota; Apicomplexa; Aconoidasida; Haemosporida; Plasmodiidae. The record is from RefSeq and is a predicted model, not a curated record.
AUGAAUCACAAUUCGGGGGAGAACACCGAUCCGAGUACGGAGCGAAGUGACAACUCGGUGGGGGACUAUAUGCUUGGAAGGGGAAGUCCCAGUGGGGACUACAUCGAUGAGGGGCAAGACACAGGGGAAGGCCAAAAUGCGGAGGGAGUGGGCAUUCAAGAGGGAGUGGGCAAUCAAAACGGAGUGGGAGAGGGAGGGGGCAUGGCGGAACUGUCUGAGAACGAAUACCCCGGCGCGCAGUACAUCCCACAUUUGCACGGGCUGGGCAGAGAGAGACAAGCGUUGUCCUGCCAGGUGAACGAAAUGAUGAUUCCAGGACAGGUAUCCCCUUACCACAUGCCACAAGAUGAGGCGUCCUCAGAGCAAGAAACUUUAUAUGACGAAAAUGGAUUCCCCAUAAGGACAAAUUCGAAUGACCAAGAAGGAGACAAAAAAUUGUGGUCAUGGACCAAUGAUGGAAAAUUAAAACUUUUAUGUUCUCAACCAAUAAUCCCAGUGUCUGUUGUGCAAGGUAUACUAAGAAGGGAUAAAAUUAUUUUAAUACCACAAGUAGAAGUAACCGAUUUUGUUGUCCCAAAAAUAUACAACCAAAAUAUAAAGCAUGAUGUGCCCAAGUUGGACCUAAAAGUGGAAUACUCCAAUGUAGAAAUACCAAAUGUCAAAUAUGUGGAGAAGGAAAUAAUCAUUCCAAUAAUCACAGGGUACACACAUAAGUUCAUCCCUAAGUGGGAUGUCCAUGAGGUUCCCAGGCCGGUUGUUAAAUACAUAGGGGAACAAAAAAUAGUGGAGGUAGAAGUACCCGAAAUUAAGUAUAUUGACAAAAUAGUAGAAAGAGAAGUAGUGGUAGAUACCGUUGAAAAAAGGGUCCCUAAAAUUAUCGAGAUUCCAAAAUACGUAGAUGAAGUUAAGUAUGUGUGGAAACCUAUUGAAAAAAUUGUAUACAUACAGAAGCUGGUUCCCAAAUUUGAUGUCAACUUGGAAUGUCCUCCACCUUUAAUCGUUCCCUACCCGGUACAAACGGUCAAGCAAAUUCCACCUGUCAUGGUCAGAAAGGAUGUGAAAUUUCCAGACUGUGAUUACGCUGAUUUCAAUUCACCAUCCGGGUCGUUGCCAGUCCCUAGAGAGUACGUCGAUUAUUAUACUUCUAGACAGAAAGCCCAGAAGGGUAUUUUCUCCAACUGCUGCGAAUCCAAUUGUAAUAAGAGUGGGGAGGAUCAUGAUGAGACUUACUACGAUGUGUCCCCCAAUUCUGGCAUGAGGGUCUCCGAAGAGUCACUCCAGAAUGAACUAAAUAUUUGUAAUUCCUCCAACCCGUUUGUCAACACCAGCGUCGAUUCGAUUUUGAAUAAGGCGGGCCCGAACCCAAAGCUCGCCCGUGACGCGGACAUUCAUGCGAUUGUAAAGGCGAGCGUGGAUGCGAACCGGAACGCGAACCGGAAUGCGAACCGGAACGCGAACCGGAAUGCGAACCGGAAUGCGAACCGGAAUGCGAACCAGGAUGCGAACCAGGAUGCGAACCAGGAUGCGAACCAUAAUGCAAAUGCAAAUGCUAGCGUAAAUGCGAGCGUGAAC